AAAUGUGGUUGUAGAUGCACUUAGCAGAAAAUCAACUGGCACUUUAACAAGCUUAAUGGUUAUGGAGUGGAAACUCCUAGAAGAAUUCAAGAAUUUGAAUGUCAGGUUUUUGCCACCAAAGUCUGAUGUACUAGUAUCUAGUCUGAUGGUUCAACCUACGCUGUUGUCAAAGAUCAAGGAAGCACAACAAAAAGAUUCAAGAUUGAUGGAGUGGAUGAAGGACAAUGGAAAAAGCUCCAAAAUGGGUCUUCAUAUUUCGGAUGAUGGAAUCAUAAGACUUGGAGAUAGAAUUUGUGUUCCAUAUGAUGAAGGGCUGAGGACGGAAUUGCUCCAAGAAGCACACAAGUCCAAUUAUACCAUUCAUCCUGGGAGUACCAAAAUGUAUCAUGACUUGAAAGAGACAUUCUGGUGGAAAAGUAUGAAAAAGGAUGUGGCUAAAUAUGUGUCCAAAUGCUUGACUUGUCAAGUGGUAAAAGCAGAGCACCAGAAGCUAGGAGGGCAACUUCAACCUUUGCCUAUACCGGAGUGGAAGUGGGAAGCCAUCUCAAUGGACUUCAUUAUGGGAUUGCCGAAGACGAGAAGGCAAUUUGGUGCAAUUUGGGAGAUUGUUAGACUCCAUGGGGUCCCAGUGAGCAUUGUAUCAGAUAGAGAUCCAAGGUUUAUUGCGAGAUUUUGGAGAUCUUUUCAAAAAGCCAUGGGAACUCAAUUAAAAUUAAGCACAGCAUACCACCCACAAACUGAUGGGCAGUCUGAAAGGACCAUUCAGGUGCUUGAAGACAUGCUAAGAGCUUGUGCAUUAGAUUUUCCUGAGAGUUGGGAUGAUCAUCUUCCAUUGGCAGAGUUUGCUUAUAAUAACAGCUAUCAUUCCAAUAUCAAAAUGGCACCUUAUAAGGCUCUUUAUGGCAGGAGAUGUAGAACUCCAAUUUGUUGGGCAGAAGUUGGCUAUGGAAGGAGGCUUAAAGUGGCUCAAGACAAACAAAAGAGUUAUGCAGAUAAUAGAAGGAGACCUUUGGAAUUUGAAGUUGGAGAUCAUGUAUUUUUUAAGGUGUCACCAACUAAAGGAGUGUAUCAGUUUGGUUUGAAAGGAAAACUCAGUCCGAGGUACAUUGGCCCGUUUGAGAUUCUUGAAAGGGUAGGUGAAGUGGCUUAUAGAAUUGCAUUGCCUCUAGAAUUGUCAAAUGUGCAUAAUGUAUUUCAUGUGUCAGUUUUGAGGAAGUAUGAGUCGGAUCCUUCACAUGUCAUAAACUAUGAACCAUUAGAGUUGAAGGAAGAUUUGAGUUACACCGAACAGCCAAUACAGAUUUUGGAUAGGAAAGAAAAAGUUUUGAGGAACAAGACUGUGUCCUUAGUGAAAGUGUUGUGGCGGCAUCAUUCUGAGAAUGAAGCUACAUGGGAACUUGAAAGUCAGAUGAGGGGGCAGUAUCCAAAUCUAUUUUGGUAAGUUAAAUGAUUUGAUGGGCCAAAUCCUUUUAAGGAAGUCCUAAUAUUAUUUUGGAUAUAUUAUGAAUUUGUUUGACAUGUGUAUGUGUUUGUGGCUAUGGAGUAAGUGGACCUAAGCUUAAAGCUUGGGGUAUUCAGUGGACCCUCCGGGGUAUUUAGUGGACCUCUGCGCAGUAGGGUUAGUACCGUGAUUAGCUCCGGUACAGUGUUGCUAGCACACCUCAGUGGACUCCAUAGCAUUGUGUGAUUUUCGAUUUUAUGCAUUGUGCUUGUGACAUCGUAUUUGUGAGCAUAUGAUUUUAGUAUAUAAAUUCAAUUUAAAUGU
Rubroshorea leprosula is the source of this 1765-nucleotide messenger RNA. The record is from the annotation of a GenBank genome assembly. NCBI's taxonomy places the organism in Eukaryota, Viridiplantae, Streptophyta, Magnoliopsida, Malvales, Dipterocarpaceae.